Ricinus communis (castor bean) is the source of this 2808-nucleotide messenger RNA. RefSeq names its product DNA-directed RNA polymerase III subunit RPC5. The transcript is spliced from 14 exons. Bases 123 to 2222 code for a protein of 699 amino acids. Gene Ontology annotation, biological process: DNA-templated transcription. Gene Ontology annotation, cellular component: nucleus; RNA polymerase III complex. The record is from RefSeq and is a predicted model, not a curated record. Lineage: Eukaryota; Viridiplantae; Streptophyta; Magnoliopsida; Malpighiales; Euphorbiaceae.
UAUAUAUUUCUCGAGUAAAACCCUGUGGACACAAAACCCCCCUUCGUUUUUCACUUUCAGCUCUGCUACGUCUUCUUUCUCAUAACUUUUCCAGUCACCGGAGCUUAAAUCGGCCACCGGGUAUGGACGGCUUGGAUGACCUAGAUAAACCGAGCCAGGUCCCUUCGCGACCCUCAAAAUACGCGCCGAAAUCCGCCAAAUUUAAACCCCAGCCCAAAACGAAACCGAACCCGAAACCAGACCCGCAACUGCCGUCUUCAAAUUCAGAACUGCAGGAACCUCAAAACGCACCGCUUUCCAAGAAAAAUGAAGAUGAUGAAGAAGAAGAAAUUAAACCUAAAAUCAUUUCCACACCUAAAAAUGAAGCAUGGUUAUCAAAUAAUGGCGCUGUAAAAAUGGAAAUUGAUGAUUCUAUGGAUGAAGAUAAACGCGAAGAAGGAGAAAAUGAAGAAGAAGAAGAAGAAGAUAUGAUAGUUCGUGAAAUUGAUGUAUUUUUUACACCUUCUAUUGACUCAGCUACUCAGCUUUAUGUUAUGCAAUAUCCAUUGCGCCCUUGCUGGAGGCCUUAUGAAUUAGACGAACGUUGCGAGGAGGUUAGAGUGAAACCGCAAAGUACAGAAGUGGAGGUUGAUUUGACUAUAGAUGAUUCCAGCAAUUGGGACCCUGCUCAAGCUAGCAAAUACAAUUUUAAAAAGCAGACUCUAUCAACUUCAUUUAUGCCGCCUCGUGUCACUGGCUAUGCUGUUGGAGUUCUAAUAGGUAACAAGCUACACCUGAAUCCCAUUCAUGCAGUUGUGCAGCUUCGACCAUCAUUGGAACAUGUUAAUUCCAAUGAUUCAAAGAGGAAGAAUAGUGCCACGCUCAAUCCAGAGGUUAAAUUGGAAGAUUCUAAUGAGGGGAAGCCUAUUGGUUCAUCAAAGAAGCAGAUCAAGCGCAUGGAGGUGACAAAUAAUCAGAUUUCAGAUUCUGAGGAGUGUUGGAUUUCGCUCAAGUACCAUGGCUCCAAGAGUGACUUCUCUUCUAGAUAUUUAGAGAAAAUGAUUGCUCAAGAAAGCUCUCCAAUGGAGUUCACAAUGGCCCCGUAUGAUUAUAUGAGUUCACUGUGUCCAGUAGCAUCCAACGAGAAAACUAAGUCUAAAGGUCCUCCGAGAAGGUUUUUGCUUUCAUUGCCACUGGCAGAGCGUCUCAAGAAAUUGAUUUUAGAGGGGCCUCCGGUUCAACGGUUUAGUGUUCUUAAGCACUUUGCGCCAGAUGACAGUGUUGAAGAUGUCUUAAAAGUUCUUCAGGAAUACGGGCAAUUGGUGCAGGGGCUUUGGGCUCCAAAGAGUUCUUUGCUGUUUCCAGAUGCAAAUAGUAAACAGGGGAUUAGAGAUUAUGUUCUUCUUCUAUUUAGUAAAAAUCUGGUGAUAAACUCUUCACAGGUUAACUUCCCAGUCAAGAUUAAAGAAGAGAUUAAGAGCUUCCUUAAUUUGUUUGCUGUCGAAAGGCCUUCCUUUAAGGAUUGGAAGUUUAAAGAGCAUACAGAUACAACAUUUAUAAAGCUCUACCCAGAUAUUGUUAAAAAGCAAGAAGAAGCUUGGGACAACACAGAGAAAAGGUUAAGUAAGGUUUUUGAUCGAAGUGGAAAAGCUAGUAUGAAGAAUGCUAUACCAAAGCCCCCCAUGGUUCAUAAUACUGUAAAACAUUUGGAUUCUGAAAAAAGCAUGCCCAAAAUUGCAAGUGGAAUGAGAAGGCUGACUAAAACAACUAUAACAGUUGAAACUCGAGAAGCUUUACUGAAGGCCCUGCCAAAAGUUUUUCAAAGUCACAAAGUUUGCAGCUUUCAGUUGAUUUGCCAAGGUUUGCGGGACUUGGCUGUUUCUCAAUCUACUCUUCCAAAAGCUGAUCCCAGAAUUGCUGUAGCGGCAGCCUCUGGUGCUGAUGCUCCUCCGGAGGAGCUUCAGGAAAUCAUAAGCCAAGUGGCAACUAAUAUUCAUGGUUUUUAUGUUUUGAAGUCAUCACCAGAACACCCACAAUAUGAUGAAUUAAGGAAAGUCAUAAUAGAUCUCCUAUUGGCACGAGGCCCCAAUGCAAAGCUUAAGAAGGCUGAAGUCUUUGAGGCAGCCAGGCUUGCUUUUAAGAGAGAUGUUACCAACAUUGAGUACAACAAGGUCAUGACUGAUUUUUGCGAAUCCAAAGGUUCUGCAUGGGUAUUGAAGAGUGGUGACGGAAAGCCCGCAUGAUAGAGAAAAUUAGUUGGAAGUGUAUACAAGAGCCCUUUGUCAAGCUAUGCUCGUGACUUUCUGGAAAGAAAUAUGACCAAACACUUCUGAAAGAUACAAAAUCAGAAAUUACCUGCAUUUUACUCAGGAUAACAAGCAAGAUUUGUGUUCCAAACUUGAAACUGCCGAAGCAAAGCACUUGAAAUUUCCUAGACCGUAGGCAUUGGUGCGGAAGCUACAAAUGAGAGUGAAUAUGGUUCAGGCAAUGAUCUAGAUGAAGAUCAGAAAAGAGAUUUUCAACCAGACUGAUGGAUGUGGUCCAAUGUGCUGCGAUGAUUGAAAUUCUGACAAGAUUCAUCAAAUAGAUUGCUGUUAAUUUUGAUUCAGGUUGACCAUUUUUGAGCUGCUCUUAUCACUUGUUCCAUGUGGUGUCUCCAAUAAACUCCAUCCUUCUUUUUCCAAGUUCAAUAUUGCCCUGAACACAUGGAAAUUCAUUGAAGUUUCCGUGCUUUGUGCUUUGUGAUUGCAUUUCCAAUUUUAUUUUUUAGGAAGAAGAUUCUGAUUUUAAGUCUUUUCUUUUUUAUAAAAAAAAGUUAGAUUUCAAUCA